This is a messenger RNA of Peromyscus eremicus (cactus mouse), 5826 nucleotides long. RefSeq names its product thyroid hormone receptor beta (gene Thrb). The transcript is spliced from 10 exons. The record is from RefSeq and is a predicted model, not a curated record. Bases 194 to 1579 code for a protein of 461 amino acids. Gene Ontology annotation, molecular function: zinc ion binding; RNA polymerase II cis-regulatory region sequence-specific DNA binding; nuclear receptor activity. Gene Ontology annotation, biological process: cell differentiation; negative regulation of transcription by RNA polymerase II; retinoic acid receptor signaling pathway. Lineage: Eukaryota; Metazoa; Chordata; Mammalia; Rodentia; Cricetidae.
GAGCACCACCGUGGAGGCCACUGGCUGCUCGGCCGCAGCUCGCCCGCACGCCGCCUCGGGGCGCCACCGCGAGGCUCCAGCGCACGGAUCUGUGGUUUCCAUCUCGUCGGAGGACCUGAGCGGUACCAAGCUUCACACAUGACUUAAUAAGGAAACGCCAGUGCAGAAGAGGACACAGCAUGACUACUAACCUAUGACUCCUAACAGUAUGACAGAAAAUGGCCUUCCAGCCUGGGACAAACAGAAGCCCCGUCCAGAGCGAGGACAGGACUGGAAGCUCGUAGGAAUGUCCGAAGCCUGCCUGCACAGGAAGAGCCAUGUGGAGAGGCGCGGUGCACUGAAGGAUGAGCAAGCAUCCCCACACCUCAUCCAGGCCACUUGGACGAGUUCUAUAUUCCAUCUGGAUCCUGACGAUGUGAACGAUCAGAGCGUCUCAAGUGCCCAGACCUUCCAGACCGAAGAGAAGAAAUGUAAAGGGUAUAUCCCCAGCUAUUUAGACAAGGAUGAGCUGUGUGUAGUGUGUGGGGACAAAGCCACGGGGUACCACUACCGCUGCAUCACCUGUGAAGGCUGCAAGGGUUUCUUUAGAAGAACCAUUCAGAAAAGUCUCCAUCCAUCUUAUUCCUGUAAAUAUGAAGGAAAAUGCGUCAUAGACAAAGUCACUCGCAACCAGUGCCAGGAAUGUCGCUUUAAGAAAUGCAUCUAUGUUGGCAUGGCAACAGACUUGGUACUGGAUGACAGCAAGCGGCUAGCCAAGCGGAAGCUGAUAGAGGAGAACCGUGAGAAGAGGCGCCGGGAAGAGCUGCAGAAAUCGAUUGGGCACAAACCGGAGCCCACGGAUGAGGAGUGGGAGCUCAUAAAGACGGUCACCGAGGCCCAUGUGGCCACCAAUGCCCAGGGCAGCCACUGGAAGCAGAAGCGGAAAUUUCUGCCAGAAGACAUUGGACAAGCACCCAUCGUGAACGCCCCAGAAGGUGGCAAGGUUGACCUGGAGGCCUUCAGCCAUUUUACAAAAAUCAUCACACCAGCAAUCACCAGAGUGGUGGAUUUUGCCAAAAAGUUGCCCAUGUUUUGUGAGCUGCCCUGUGAAGACCAGAUCAUCCUCCUCAAAGGCUGCUGCAUGGAGAUCAUGUCCCUUCGAGCUGCUGUGCGCUACGACCCAGAGAGCGAGACUCUAACCUUGAAUGGGGAAAUGGCAGUGACGCGGGGCCAGCUUAAAAAUGGGGGUCUUGGGGUGGUGUCGGACGCCAUCUUUGACCUGGGCAUGUCUCUGUCCUCUUUCAACCUGGAUGACACGGAAGUUGCCCUGCUUCAGGCCGUCCUGCUGAUGUCUUCAGAUCGCCCAGGGCUGGCCUGUGUUGAGAGAAUUGAGAAAUACCAAGACAGUUUCCUGUUGGCCUUUGAACACUAUAUCAAUUACCGAAAGCACCACGUGACACACUUUUGGCCCAAACUCCUGAUGAAGGUGACAGACCUGCGGAUGAUCGGAGCCUGCCACGCCAGCCGCUUCCUCCACAUGAAGGUGGAGUGCCCCACGGAGCUCUUCCCCCCUCUGUUCUUGGAAGUAUUCGAGGACUAAGUGGACUGGGCAGGUUCUCGUCAUUCCUGCAGCGCUACUGGAUGUCGUUUCAUUCCACCUCUGGCUCUUUGUUGUUGUUUUCUUGUUGCUUUGUGUCUGUCGAGUGGGGUCAUCCGGAGUCAGUGGGUCACCUAGGCGGAGUCGGGGAGGAAACUGUCUCUUGAAUGUGGGUCUUUGUAACUGUCGCAUUUGUUCUCCAGUCCUUAGUGUGAAUGCUUUGAAGGGUUUACACCAGUGCAGGGUGAGUGGGGGACACUCAUUAUCUCACCAGCACCAGCCAUCACCAGCUCCCAUCUGUCCCUGGUCGGAGACUCAAGCAAGUCAAGCGGCACUGCAGAAAACUAAAGAAGCCUUAAAGCCACGACCGCAGUCAUCCUGAUCCAGUUCUGAUGUGCGCAGGGCGAAGCUGGCAGAGCCCAGGCCCCCUCGGGUUGGGUGUGGCUUUCAGAGUGUAAGGGUUAGAAGCAGAUUCUACCCAGGAGCUCACCGUUUCCAGCACCCUGACUCUCCAAGCAGCAUGACUUGGAAUGUGCAGGAAUAGCCACACCAUAACCAGUCAGCUUUCCUUCCCGUGGCCUUUUGUAACCUGGUGAUUUACUUCAAGUUGGACAGAGUAUGACUUGAAGACUUGGCUGGUUUGAGGCCACAAGGAGAGUCUUUUUCUCAGCAUGCCCGUAGAGCUGGGAAAUCUCCAUCAAUGUUACAAGCAUAGUUUCCAAAAUGCAAGUGGUAUUACCUCGAGCAGGAAAGCGUCUCCACAACUUAUAUAGAUUCACAAGCCAUUUCCACAAAGCUCAAGCCUGUUUACAGAGUGCAGUGUCUCUUUGGUGGCUCUGAACCAGUCCUUUCCCCAGCUCAUAGAGGUUUUUAUCCAGGUUGUCCUUUGGGCUGACGUCACUUCCUGAUGCAUUAGAACUUCUGAUCGGGAAGAGACACAUGUGUUGAAAUUCCAGUCUUGUUUGGAAAAAUCCCUGGGCAAGAUCAGUGCAGGAAUAUUCUGUGGUACUAAACAGCUUGACUCUCUCUAAACACUAAUUCUUCUAUAGCUUAAACAUUAUUACACUGGCAAACAGUCCUCAUAAAACAACAGCAGACCAUGCAUAAGAACCCAGUUACCUUUGCUGCCCAGCCUACCCCCAAUGACCAGCCUACAGUAGACGUUCCUGAGAAACAAGUAGUAACAACUUACUGCAAACGGGCAAAGAAUGUACCCAUGCCACUGAAUGUACCCCAUUCUUCACUGACACAGCAGUUUGAACUACUCCUUUGCCUGCCUGUCACUGCCUUAUCCUGGAAAUACCGGGGGAAACAAGCCAUAUCAGCAAGACUUACCUAAAAACAAAGGAAAGGAAGUCACUGUGAAGAGUGAGGACACACACUUGCGUUCAUUAGACUUUGGAGCACACUUGGCCUCCCUGGAAGUCAGGGCACCUGAGUUCUAGUUUGUGCUUGGCCGCCUGGUCAGUUUAGAACCUCACAGUCUCAGUUUUCUAACUGGGUAAAUAAGUCAAUCUAAAAUCCCUCUUAUUUUCUCUGUUUAUGACCUUCCAGUAAAGGGGUGGGGAGUGUCCUUGAAAGAUUCCUUUCAUAUUCAAAUGUGUUGCUUUUAUCAGACAAAAGGCAAGGCCCAUUCACAACUGAAAAAUGUAUCUGGCUUUUAUUCAAAAUAAGAGUUUGACUCAGAAGAAGGCAGAAUGGCCUUGGGAGAGGAGAGGCGCAGUGCUCAACUCAGUCUCCAGAGCCUGUGGAAAUAGUCUAUGGGGAAGGCACACCUAUGUGCUAAAGACCGACUUCCCAGGUAAAGAAAAUGAGAACGCUCUGUGGACUUGGUGUAGACAUUAAAAUAGAAGCAAGAAGCGCCAUAGAUUCAUGUUUAAACAUCCGUUGAGGGUUUGCUUUCCCAGGCAGCCUGUAGCCGGCCUCCUCCCUCACAAACUUCACUAACAUCUGUUCUCUCCGUCAACUCUCCUGGAGGACCUCUAUCCAGACAAUAAAAACAAGCUUGCUGUGAGGCAAGUUCUCCCAAAAGGAGAGGGAGGGAGGCCGGCCGGUGAGUCCCACACAGGCUCACAUUCUGCUAGGACAGAAGAGUUUCUGAGGAAGUUUCCUGAUUCUGAUGGCUUCUGAAGGACAUCAGACACCUGGAUUCCAGCAUUAGUACAGGAUUUUGGACCGGGGUCAUUGAGGGUGCUGUAGGGAUUAACCACCAAUGGGCACAAGCCCAAUCCUCAGCCGUCCAGUCAGCCCCAGCACGUUAUCCUCACUCUGUAAAAGUUCACCUUCAAGGGGCAGACCCAGCUCUAGCAAGCGUGCUGGAGGCUGAGCAUUCCUACUGAAUAAGUAUGCAAGCUUCAGUCUUCUGGUAGAAGGAACAAGGCCAGCAGGACAUCAGAAUGACUAAAGUUGUACCCUCCUCCGGGAAACUCCGUUUUAUGAAACUAGAUUGUGAGGAAUUGGCUCCCAACUUUUUUUCUUUACUUUUUAAAAAGCAUUUUCUUCUAAUCUUGUCCAGACUUUCAAAUCAAGUGGAUGUGGUGGAAAGAACCUUCGUACCUGCCCCACUGUGGGGAGACAUUCCAGUCAAGGAGAACAUGCCCAUCCCAUCGGGAUGCUCGGGAUGCUCACUUACAAAUCAAUGUAUGGAUGAGAAGGCUGUGCACAUACAAUAGAUGUGUGUGCACAUGUGUGUGUACGUGUGUUUGUUCCCUCAAGUGUGCUUUGCACUUCAGUGUCAAUGUGCAGAACUUCCAGAAACUGGAAGGAAAAAGAACAACUUUUAUUCUCUAUGAUUCUGCUGAAAACACCACGUGCCGCCUCUGAGCUUUUUCUAGUGUGAUGAGCCUCAGUCCUCAGUGAUGCGCUUGUGUGUUGGAGCCUCAGCCCAGCCUGUCCCCCGCCUGUGGCCCCAGUACCACCUCCACCCAGUGCAAUCUCGGGGAGAGUGAGGCUGGCUCCACUCUGCACAUUAACCUGCGGGGGCUGGCGCCCAAGCCUUGAUCUCCUCACACUCAGCCCUCCCCAACCCAGCCUCAUGACCUGCUGGGCCUCUUCAGAGCAUGUCAUUGUCAGUAAGACAUCUUCAUUCUGUGGAACUCAAACCUAUCCAUGUCAUAUUGACCUUUUGCUGCAUGAGUCAUAAAUUAUGAAAUCAGUCUUAUGGUUUUUGAGAUGUAGCCAGCAUUUUGUAAGGCUAAACCUUUUUCAUGAACUUAAUUGAAUAACCAAACACAGAUCCUCCUUAAAAUGAGAGACGACAGACAAUUGAAUCUCUUGGCCCUUUCUAAUGGCGAUGGCAUCAGGUCCUACAAUAAGCUCAUAAUUUCCUGUUAUUUUAAUAAUGCGGAAAUGUUAGCAUAGUGUUUCUUUUGAUAGUGAUAGACUGAUCCAUAUUUAAAUUUUAUAGAGAAGAAAUUUUAUUGUACUGUGAUGUAGAUAUUUAUUAUCCAGGUAAGGAUUUGCCUGGUGUGUAUUUUUUACAAUUGAAACAUUUUACUUUAAUCUUUAAAAAAAGGAAAAAAAGACAUUAAAAACACACACAUACAAAAAAAGGCUAGGGAAAAAAAGGUUUGGCCUUAUCACAGAAUUUUUACUGUGUUGUAUAAAUGUUUGCAAAUGAAAAAUUACACAUUUCUAGUGUGUUUCCACAUUAAUUAAUGCGCCUUCAGGAGCAAUGUUGUGCAGGUAAACACUGAUUGUGGCUUUCUGUUGCACAGCUCAAGCUGACCCACCUUAUGCACAAGACAAUCAAAUGUGAGUCUUUCCUCUGAGGAUGUGGACGGUACUCAAGAGAUCACACUGAGACAAAGGAAGAGACAUUAGGCAAGCUGGUGCGCUGAUGGGGAGACGUCAGGGCAUGAGUGCACUCGUGUGGCCCAAUGCCACUUCCUCCCUUUGGUUGUUUUUUGUGACCUUGGCAUCUGUCAUUUGACAUCAUAUAGCCAAAGUAGUUCUCCAUGCUUUCUUCAGAGAAGAUGAUUCUUUUUUCCAUAAUGUUUCAUGCCCUGAGAAUCAGGAAAAAAAAAAAAAGGUACAGAAUAGAGAGGUUUACAGUCAGUGGAAGAUUUGUGUUUUGCAAACAGUGUUAAGUGAUACUGCUAGAUUGGUAAUAUUUUUUUCAGCCUAAAAUUGUUGAAAUCUGUGAUCAAAAUGUUUUAAACUAUCCAAAAAGAAAAUUUGUAUAUUUGGGAAAAUGGAUUUUUACAUAGCUUUUGUAUGCAGAUAUUAAAUUGUAAUUAUGAAUAUAGUGG